Messenger RNA from Aureobasidium namibiae CBS 147.97, 2451 nucleotides. RefSeq names its product Six-hairpin glycosidase. The record is from RefSeq and is a predicted model, not a curated record. The transcript is spliced from 2 exons. Lineage: Eukaryota; Fungi; Ascomycota; Dothideomycetes; Dothideales; Saccotheciaceae. Bases 1 to 2451 code for a protein of 816 amino acids. Gene Ontology annotation, biological process: carbohydrate metabolic process.
AUGACCAUCGUAUACCCACGACGCAUCGUCGCAAACAAGGGCGAACAGAUCGACCCUGCAGAAUGUCAUGCUUUACCUUUUACCCUCACAAGCAACGAUAUCAGCAAGCCAGAGAUCAUCUUGGACUAUGGACGAGCAGAGAGAGGACGGCCUUUUUUCGAAGUCGCGAGCGCAGGAUCUACCGUGGGAAACAUCCUGUUCGAGGCCGUCUACAGCGAACAAUUCGGUGCCAUCAGCGACAAAGGCGGAGACGGUCCCUACUUCCUCUUCUCAAAUGCAAUGGAUACGUACCGAAACGUCCUCCACGAGGUUAAACCGUCAUCAUCAACGCACACAGUGGUCGCAAGACAUGAGCAAUGCUCUCAGCGCUAUCAGCGAAUCAGGCUUCUGACUCCAAACACAUCCAUCACCUUUCUUUCGGUCGGCUUUUGGUCUGCAAAGUCAGAAAAAGCUUCUCCAUCCUUAUUCCGCUGUUCAGACCCGAAGCUCAACAAGAUAUGGGAACAAGGUGUACGUACUAUCGAGAUGUGCACUGUACAGAAAAACGAGACGCUUCCGGCGUGGGACGUCACUGCUGAUGGCACUACGAUACACGGUUCACACUGGGCUCCUUGUCGUCAGGGGACUCGCUGGACGGAUAUCUGUGUUCGUUUCGAUGUCAGGAUUGAUCGCAGGGGAGCGAGCUGGGGUAUUCACAUGGUCGCAAACGGCCUUGUCUUCUGCCUUGACAAAGAGCGGCGGACACUUACCGCACAUGAAGGAUUGUCACACGAAUCUUCUGUCUUUCCAUCAGUCGCAAGAGGUGACUGGCUGAUAGACGGCAAAGUUCUUGAACCCGAAUGGCUAUCCAUUAGGAUGUUCGCUGAAGGUGCUCAAGUUUUGGUUCUCAUCAACGAUGUCGAGGUCGCAACUGUUUCUGAUCUCGACCUCCACCCACUUCUUGGUGGUUCAGCGAACAACUCUGGGUCUAUCGCCUUCGGCGGGCCUUCAGGUUGGACCUCGACCCUUCGAAACUUGACUGUUACGGAUCUCGACGCCGCCACACUCUACUCGAACAGCUUCCUGCCUGUCGACAAGGAAAGAACAUUUGCCGAUUUCGCCGUCGGUACAAACCCUCUGCCUUGUAUGAUCGAUGGUGCAAAACGAGACAGAGCGGUGUUUGGUGGUGACCUGCACAUUUCCGGCAGGGCGGCGGCAUUCUCGAGCGCCAAUCUCGAAGCAGUCCGAGGGAGUAUCGAGCUACUUACCUCACAUCAGACCAAGGAUGGUUAUCUUGGCAAUCUUUGUCCAAUUCAGGCGCCGAAACACACUACUGAUGACGAGCCACCCACAUAUGCUUUCUAUUCAUUGACUUAUGCUUUGCUGCUUAUGGUCGCUGUCAAAGACUAUUGGUUGUUCUCUGGGGACGAGACAAUUGUGGGGGAAAUCUGGCAAAAAGCUAAGAAUCUGAUCGCUUUUGCGGAACGAUUUCAGGAUGAUAGACUGCUUGUUGCAGCCCCUCCACCACUGUCAUGCAUGUAUUUCCAAUCAUCGAACCCAUUCGCAGUAACAUUCUUUCCCCUGAGUGGUCCAGUCCUCGGAGUUUCUACCGAGAUCAAUCUCGCAUUCUACGACGCUCUCAAAGCCAUGGCGGCAAUGUCACCGUCUGACAAAGAGAAGCAGGAAUCAGAAACAAAAGCUGACGUCCUCAAGCAAGCCAUCAUUCAGCAUCUAUGGGACGAGGAAAGUGGUAUACUACACAUGAGUGACACUUCUUCACCAACUGGACUAUGUGCUCACGUCAAUGCGUAUGGUCUUUCCCUGGAUAUCAAGCCUCCUCACACGGAAGACAAAGAGAAUUUAGUCCAACCAAGCAGCAAGCUUCCGCUGGCUUUCCGAGGUCUAGAACCACGAUUUGAUUCAGCAGGACUUUGUAGUCCAUACAGUGCCGCCUUCGCCGUCGAGGCAUGCUUCAGCCAGAAUGACGGCCUUGGAGCACUCAGUCUGCUCGAUCGCGUCUGGGGUCCUAUGACAGACGAAACACACCCCAACUUCUCAGGAGGCUUGUGGGAAGCCAUGAAUGCAGAAGGCGAACCCCUACACAAGGAUACUUCUCUCAUGCAUGCUUGGUCUUCGAGUCCAGUAUAUCUGCUGCCAAUGUACCUCGCCGGUGUUGAGCCAACGAAGCCUGGCUGGGAAGAGUGGAAAACUUCGCCUGUCUAUGCGGAACUUGAUGAAGUUGAAGCUGUAGUCGAAACGCCAGCUGGCUUGCUGCAGAUCCGAUGGAUCUUCAAGACUGAUGAAGAAGAUCGUGGCUUUGUUUUUGUUGAUGUGCCAAAGGGUACCGUUGGUGUCAUUUCGCCCCCCAAAGGAUGGCUUAUCGGUAAUGGAGACUGGACUUGUGGUUAUUCAGAGACUGGUAUUGUGGUAGAGUCUGGGACGAUAAGGCUGCUCUUGAGGCGCGAGUGUUAG